CAAGUCAACUGGCGAUCGCAGCGCCCUCAAUUCAAUCACGUGACGACGCGCCAAAUUCAAAAACAAAAUCAAACAAAAUGAAUUUAAAUGAAGUUCUCGACAGUUUGCACAUUUCGGAACAGAGCGGACACGUUAUUAGCACAGAAGAGGGGAUAAUCCUCCACAAUUCGCUCCUGAUUUUGCAAAACGAGAACCACUUCCGGAAAAUCUUCUUCUGGGGGCGCAUCUGUGGCACCGAUAACGAUUAUUACGUGGCUUACGGGUACAGGAGCGACGCCCUCCACGACAGGGUGAUUUACUACAGUACCAAUUGCGUCAAUUGGGGUUUGCUCCCCAAACCCAAAGACUACGCCAGAAAAUUAGCCCCUUUGUGCACAGCGCGGUUCCAAGGGGACCCGGCUUUAGUCCUCGAUGUUUUGCUCGAGAAAGACGAGAUGAGUUUCGGUGAGCCCCUCCCCGAGCCCCAGGUCAAGCGACUCAAGGAGGAGGACCGGUUGUCUGCGACCGUGCAUCUCAUAAACGAGGAGGUUUCAGUGGUGCCAAGAGGGGCGCUGUACAAGCGCACCGAUGGGGUGGUUGUCGAAAACCGGGCUUUUGAGGGUCUCACCCCCUUGGAGGCCCGCGAAAUUAAGAGUUUCCUGCAUUAUAGAGUGCCCACACGAAAGUGGAACACGAAUUUGCUCACAAGAGACGACUACAAUUAUGCAAUUGAUUUUCUGGAUCCUCUGGAUGUUGAUAUACCAGAAGGGUGUUGGUUGCAGAAUUUCACAGCAGGGGAGGAGAUGGUGGUGUUGAAGUCGUUGUAUUGGCCGGGGAUGGUCUUCUACCACUUUAUUAAAACGCCCAAAUAUGGGUUUGUUUAUUUCGGGAAUGGGGUCAAGUGUCUCGAUGUACCCUUUUUCCUCAAUGGAUUGUAUCCGGUUUAUGAGGACUUUUUCCAAGGCAAAUAAAGUUCA
Tribolium madens (black flour beetle) is the source of this 956-nucleotide messenger RNA. It is a transcript of the gene Rsph9, whose product is annotated as radial spoke head protein 9 homolog. Gene Ontology annotation, cellular component: radial spoke; axoneme. The transcript has a single exon. The record is from RefSeq and is a predicted model, not a curated record. Gene Ontology annotation, biological process: motile cilium assembly; cilium movement involved in cell motility; axoneme assembly. Bases 78 to 950 code for a protein of 290 amino acids. Lineage: Eukaryota; Metazoa; Arthropoda; Insecta; Coleoptera; Tenebrionidae.